UUGCUUGGACUGAAUGAUACAGUUUGAGUUUUUGAAGUGAUUAACAGUUUCCAUCUCUUAAAUGGACAUGCUGAAAAAUAAAAUGGUUUCCAGCUACAGAAAGCUAUAGAAACUCAGAGCUGCUGCCUCGGCCACCAGAAAUAAGCUGCACAGGAAGAGGAAGUGCUCGGCUACACUGUAUGUUAACUGUGUUUCAGUCUGAUGAUCAGACAGUCAGCAGCAAGACAACAUGGAGGUCAGAGCUCUCUGCAUCAGAAUGUUGUUAACUGUACUGGUGUUGCUGCUGUCUGCACAAGUCCAGCACAGCGACUGUCACAAAGCCGAUGCAUCUUUUCCUCGUAUCGUUCCGUCCAGACUGCAGUUCUUUGAAUACGAGUUUGUCUUUAUAAACUGUGAUGAACUGUCAUUUUUCAAUGAGACUGAAUGGAGAGUGAUGAGGAAGUUUGAUGACAGGAAAACUAUAUGUAAUGUCAAAUGGGAGAAAACAGGAUCCUGCAACAUUACAUCUACAUUCGCAGGAGACAGCGGAGAAUACUGGUGUCAAGCUAAAGGAAAAACAAGCAGCAUUGUAAACAUUGUAGUGACAGCUGGUCCUGUGAUCCUGGAGAGUCCUGCGUUACCUGUGUUGAAGGGAGAUGAUGUAACUCUGCGCUGCAGAAACAGAAACAAGACGACCUCAAACCUUAAAGCUGAUUUCUAUAAAGAUGGCGUCCUCAUCGGGAGCAGCUCUACAGGAAACGUGACCAUCCGCAAUGUUUCCCAGUCUGAUGAAGGACACUACAAGUGUCACAUCUCUGGAACUGGUGAAUCAGCAGAGAGCUGGCUGGCUGUCAGAGUUAGGCCUGUGAUCCUGGAGAGUCCUCGUCUUCCUGUGGUGGAGGGAAAUAAUAUCACUCUGCAUUGCAGAGGCAGGAACACCUUCAACGUCACAGUUCACUUCUAUAAAGAUGGCAUCCUCAUUAGGAACAGCACUGCAAGAAACAUGACCAUCCACAGUAUCUCCAAAUCACAUGAAGGACUCUACAAGUGUAACAUCUCUGGAACUGGUGAAUCAGCAGAGAGCUGGCUGGCUGUUACAGUCUCUCCAACACUUCAUGAAGAGGGUCAAUCUUCCCAGCAUCAUUCCUCUAAGCUCAUCAUCGUGUGGACUACAGCCACGUGUUCGAUGGCCCUGCUACUGCUGUUGGUGGGGUCAUGCGGAAAACAUAGAGAUAUGGAUGAAUCCGUAACUACAACUGCUUACUACACUUUGAGCACAGACUGUUUUUCAGCACCAAGAGUAUCCUCCUGCAACGCCCUUUCCAUCUGCCAGUACCACCGCACUUUUAAGUAGAAGAUAGCGUCUGUCUUAC
This is a messenger RNA of Larimichthys crocea (large yellow croaker), 1352 nucleotides long. Its product is annotated as low affinity immunoglobulin gamma Fc region receptor II-like. The transcript has 8 exons. The record is from RefSeq and is a predicted model, not a curated record. Gene Ontology annotation, biological process: cell surface receptor signaling pathway; immune response. NCBI's taxonomy places the organism in Eukaryota, Metazoa, Chordata, Actinopteri, Sciaenidae. Gene Ontology annotation, molecular function: transmembrane signaling receptor activity. Bases 230 to 1333 code for a protein of 367 amino acids. Gene Ontology annotation, cellular component: external side of plasma membrane.